UUGACUGCAAGACCAUAUCGCAACGACACUACCUGCUUCCUCACAUUCGUGGCCAGGACACCGCACAGAAUGGUCGGAAUCUACGUGCUCCUAUCAUGUCUUCUGGUGGUCUCAACGGAACAUACCGGCGCGUACUCCUCCCCGCAGUACGCGAAGAAGAUGUAUCCAAAACAACCUUACGACACCAACGCGCUACUACCAAACGAAACUCCACCGGUUGCAUUCAAAAGUGACCAGGAUUUGGCGAGAUAUGAGAACGGGAAUGGUACAUACGCGAGGUCGUCGUUCAUGGAGUCAGCGGGUAACUUCUUGAGCGGCGCUGGUGGUCAAAUGAUGGCUGGUCUGGCGAAGGAUUUUAUCGCGAGGUCCACAGGAAGCAGUCAGGUUGGUUUUGACUGCGUGUCGCAGGUGUUAAGUUUAAACUUAACCAACUUAGUGAUCCUGAUAGUGCUUAAAGCUCUUAUUCUGGCGGCUGGUUUCUUCGGUGCAGGUGCGUGGAAGGGUGGUCACCACUAUGGAAGGAGUCUCGAUGAUAACAUAAACGCUACAUACAUUACUGAAGAUGAAAUCCUACUGUACCUGAGCUACUUAACAGGCCAACAAAACAAGGACUACAGCUGUCUGUACAAACUGUCUUGUGAGAAACCCGACCAAGCGGCCAUGUACUCAUCUGGUGCUGAGUUGUUACUGCAAGGAGUGAAGAUGAUACAAGGUAACAGCAUCGAAUUAGGACAAUAUGAAGACAUCUCGAAAGGUAUCAAAGAGGCGACAGAAUGGGGCGAGAGGGGCAUGUCAUGCAGCACGCGUUAUCAUUGUGGCGAAUAACGACACUGCCAGUCACCCAAAAAUUAAAAAAAAUUGAAGUUGAUCAUAUCGACGCUUCAAUAAUAUUUCAAAUUCAUUGUGAAGUU
This is a messenger RNA of Achroia grisella, 911 nucleotides long. RefSeq lists its product as uncharacterized. The record is from RefSeq and is a predicted model, not a curated record. Bases 70 to 825 code for a protein of 251 amino acids. The transcript is spliced from 4 exons. NCBI's taxonomy places the organism in Eukaryota, Metazoa, Arthropoda, Insecta, Lepidoptera, Pyralidae.